UUUAACCUUUCACACGCGCCCGGCUUCUUCCUCUUCCGGUUUCGGCGACAGCAGCUUCAACAUGGUGCAGCGCCUGACUUACCGUCGCAGGUUGUCCUACAACACAGCCUCAAACAAAACCAGACUGUCCCGGACGCCUGGUAACCGCAUUGUGUACCUGUACAAGAAGAAGGUUGGCAAAGCCCCCAAGUCAGCGUGCGGCAUCUGCCCGGGACGGCUGCGUGGAGUUCGUGCUGUUAGACCUCAGGUUCUGAUGCGGCUCUCUAAAACCAAAAAGCACGUCAACAGAGCUUAUGGCGGCUCCAUGUGCGCCAAGUGUGUGCGCGACAGGAUCAAGCGUGCUUUCCUGAUUGAGGAGCAGAAGAUUGUCGUCAAGGUGCUCAAGGCACAGGCACAGAGCCAGAAAUCGAAGUAAAAUCUGUAUUUGUAUUGCUCCAAUAAAAAGUGAAACAAA
Molecule: messenger RNA, 454 nt
Organism: Betta splendens (Siamese fighting fish)
Lineage: Eukaryota; Metazoa; Chordata; Actinopteri; Anabantiformes; Osphronemidae
Gene: rpl34
Product: ribosomal protein L34
Exons: 5
Coding region: 62-415 (117 amino acids)
Biological process (GO): translation
Cellular component (GO): ribosome
Molecular function (GO): structural constituent of ribosome
Source: RefSeq, a predicted model, not a curated record